CUCGUUCCUGUUAUCCUGUUCCUAGUUCUUAUGCUUCAUAAGCAGAAGCGUUCCCGUUCCCGUUCCCGUUCUCGUUCUCAAUCAAAUUUCCAAAAUUUACGUUCCUGUGUUCCCGUUCCCGUUCCCAAUAGGGUUCUGUGGUACAAGCGAAGCCAUUUUUGAUGGAAAUUUUUUCAUUUUCUUCUAUUGUACCCAAAAACUACUAAAAGUUUGUGGAAAAAGCAUAUUUUUUCCUAUUUUUCAGAGUUUUGGGAGGUAAUUUGAGAACCCUGAAAGAACAUCUAAGAAUGGCAAAUUAGCACUCCGUUCCCGUUCCCGUUCUCGUUCUCACAAAUUUAAUGUUCUCAUUCUCAGUAAGAACGUUCUUCAAGAGGAUUUGUGUGAUUAUCCGUUCGUUCUUUGAAGGAAAUUUGAAAAGUUGCGUUCUUUAUGCGUUCCCGUUCCCGUUUUCGUUCGUUCUCACAGCACUGCUCACCGAGGCCGAAGGCCGAGGGAAGUUAACAGACAUAGUAUGAACAACAAAGCGACCCGCGCAACCGAGGCGAAGCCGAGGUGAGCGGACACAACGCCCCCCAACACUGAAAACAGCUAUUUUACCAAAAUACAAAAAUUGCAAUGAAAAAAAUUUUAAAUCGAAAUAAAAUACGCGAAAGGAUGCUCGUAAAGCAGUGCCGUAUGAGUGUUGAGUGAUGGAUCAGAUGAGAUCGGAAAUCGAACAUAUGAUUCAGUCAGUCGUUCACUUGUGUUCCAUGAACGUGGUGAGUAUAGACCAUCUCCAAACUUAAACGCUCAUCUCGCCAUCUUGUUUAAAAAUAUUCCCUUUGAAAAUAAUGUCGUUGCGAAAUAAUUGCGCAUUGUUUUAAAUUUAAUGUAAUUGUUUUAAAAGUGAUAUUAAUUCGUAUAAGGAUUGUUAAUGCAUUUCUUCUUAUAUCUAGUUAAGUUAUAGAAAUGUGAUUUUGAGUGUGUUAUUUUACUCAACUUCAUUCUGUCAACUUGUACUCGACUUCGUUACUUUGUAUUGCUAUAUUCUUCCACCCGAUGGCCCCUUCGAAUUGUAUUCCAUGUUCGUGAUCUCAUAAUAUUAUAAUAAUGGAAACUCAAGAGAAAAUCGUUGAUGUUAACGUCGAUGGGACCUUCGUUGUUAAAACAGAUGCCGGCGAGUUAUGCAGAUUAUGUGCCAAUACGGAUAAUCAGUUUAUUCCUAUUUUCCAAGGAGAAGGUUUGGAACACAAUCUUUCUCUUAAAAUAGAAACGCACCUUCCCAUAAUUAAGGUUACCGAAGCUGACAAAUUACCAUUGCAAAUUUGUUAUCAAUGUGCCUCUACGUUAAUUUCAUGGCACAACCUUUACGAAAGUUGUCGCGUAGCUGAUAAAAGAUUACGUGAAAUUAUAGCUGUUGAUGAGAAAUUGUAUCAGGAAGAUGAUUCUUGUGGAGAUUUUGCUGAUGAUUUUCGAGAUGAUUACGACGACGAUACGCCUGUAAAUCUCCCUACCGAAACUCCUAGUACCAGCAAUUUAGAAUCUAAUACGUUUAAAGAUAAUCCUACCGAAAUACCUACGUUAAGCGAAACUAAAUCAUUAAUUAAUGAGACUGAAUUAGAAGAAAGUGAUGAAAGGAGUAGUGCUGCACUCGAAGGCGAGAAAUGGGAUCCACUUAUAUUGCCACCUCAACAACAGACGGCAGCCGGUGCUACGGCGACGAAUGCCGAAGAUCGAGCGAAAUUAGUGAAAAGUAAAAAAUUAGGUCCUCUGAUGCGUAGCUAUGAAGGUAACGAUGUCAUCGUGCUGGAGUGCGACCAAUGUACGGCAUUUUUUAUCGAUAAAAACGAUUACGACAAGCAUCGUAAAUCGCACGAAAACCACAGUGUAGGCGAAUGCGCCGUCGAAGCGAGCUUCAUUUCCGUAUGCGGUGAUGAUUUCGACGACGUCCAUUUGAAAACUGUAGAUGAUACCGAGUCUGCAGCAAAAAUACGCAGUAAGAAAAAAUCGUCGUCGAAUUCGCCCAGUAAAGCGGUUAGCCCGAAAGGCUGGAGAAAUUCGAGUCGACAAAAACUACGUAUCAAGUUGGGCGGAAACGUGGUUGUGAAGAAAACUGCCAAGAAAGUUAGUACCGGUACUGGUAGAUCUUCGUUGUCGAAAGAUGAUUCAAUUAGUGUUCGUGGCUUGUCGUCGUCGCUGUCUUCGCAAAGAAGGCAAUCGACCAAAAACGUUAGCUAUACCGAGUUCGACGAUAGCGACGGUGAAAAUGAUAGAAAAAAUGUGAAACGUGUGUUGCCCGACGAAUUUGAAACGCGCAUCACGAAACGUGCUAAAGAUGUGAAAAAACGCAAAUGUUCGGAGCCUGUAGCGUUCGAAAUGGAUAGCUCGGAGGACGAGGUGAAACCAGGAAGAGGCGACGAUAUUAUCGAAGUUAUCGAAGAAAUGAUUAUAGCCGAUCGAACGCCGAGUAAAAAAAAUACGCGUGAACGAAGAAGCACUUCGGAUGGUGAAGUUAGGAGGAAGAAACCGAGACUGAAAAGGUUACGUCGUGGAAACGACGAAGACGACGAUAAAGGUCAGACUAUCUACACUUGCGCCCAUUGCUUGCGAAAAUUCCGACGUAAAUCGAAUUUAAAAAGACACAUGUCGAAAUUGCACUUCGGUAAAGAGAAGGAUGACGCUAGCGACGGAUCCAAAUGGUUCACCGGAUAUUGCUGCGAUAUUUGCGGAGAAGGGCUGCAAGUACGAUCGAUGAUGAUGGCUCAUCGCGACGUCAUGCAUGGCAGGUAUCCGGAGAUCGACUGGUGUAAAUAUCAAACGUCGCUGGCUCGAGUGAAAUUCUGCAACGAAUGCAAGAAGUAUUUCCGCGGAGGUAAAUUAUUCGACGAACAUAUCUGCGAUAAAGGUAAAGGUAUCGUCGACGAAGAACGCGCCAGACUGAUGAAAGAAGCCGAAGACAUCAAACCGUCGUUUUUCUGUUAUAUUUGCAAUCACUGCUUCAAAUGGAAAUGGGAUUACAGAGCGCAUCACGAAAACGAACACAAAGAAGCUCCGCCCAUAGAUUGGUCCUCGCUGAAUCCUUUGAAACUCGAAUUCUACUGCGAUAAAUGCUGCAAAGCGUAUUCCGACGAGAUGGUGUUGAAUAGUCACGAGUGCACCGCCGCAGCUCAACAAACGGCCAGCGACAUGGCCGUUAAACCGUUCCGAUGCGAGCUUUGCGGCAGCGAUUACUUCUGGAAAUCGGAUUUCCGGCGACAUAUGCGAACCAAGCACCCGAAAGAGAACUAUCGACCUACCGAGCACGAUACCAUCAUAUACUCGUGCCCGUACUGCGAAGAAAAGUUCUCGAUGAAGAAACGUAUUCUGCAUCAUAUGCGCAAAGCUCACAAUAUCAACAGCGACUCGCCGUUCGUCUGUGUGCAGUGUAACAAGGUGUUCAGACGACGUGACAAUCUCGAUCGACAUAACGAAUCGUAUCAUCCGACUCUGAACGAUCAAGAAGCGAACAAAAUACUAUCCGGAGCUGAAAUCAAAAUCAACGGCGAGAUUGCCUACCAUUGCGAGGUAUGCAAUCGUAAUAUGUCGAAUCCGAACCGGUUCAUAUCGCAUUACCGAGGCCAUUACUCGGAGAAUAAAUUCACGUGCGAUUUAUGCGGCAAGCAGGCGAAAACUCAGCACCAACUCAACACGCACAUCAAAAAUAUCCAUUUGAAUAUUCGUAACUACAAGUGCGACAUUUGCAGCAAGAGCUUUUACACCAAACAAGCCUGCGAAGAGCAUAGACGUAUUCAUACCGGCGAACGUCCGUUCUCGUGCGAAAUCUGCGGCAAAACCUUCGUCGCCGGAAACGCGCUCAUAUCGCACAAACGAUUCCAUAACGAUUUCUACCCGCACAGCUGCCACAUGUGUCCGAAAAAGUUCAAAGUUCGCAGAUCGCUCAUCAAUCACAUACGUACGCAUACCGGCGAACGUCCGUUCAAGUGCGAUUUGUGCACCAAAACGUUCAACAACUCGUCCCAGUAUUCGUACCAUAAAAAAGUCACUCAUUCGGAAGCUCGACCGUUCGUAUGUUCGCUAUGUGGUAACUGCUUCAAAGCGAAUAAGUUCCUAACCAGGCAUAUGGAACUGCACGCUAUUCGUACUCAAAUCCAAACCCGCAAACCGAACAAUCCGGCUCACUAUACGACAUCUCAGAUUAAAACCUCGCCAGCAACAACCCCUUCGGCAGCUCAACCUGUUGCGAGUACAACGAUAGCGGCCAGUCAUCAGCAACAGCAACCAGUACCGCAGCAGCACCCUCCUCUUCUUCCUCAGCCUGCAAAUAGAGUUAGCGUCGUCGAACAAACCGUUUCCAGCGCACCGAUUAUGACUGCUCAGGUGCAACCAGUUCAACAUGGCAAUUCUGGAGGUGCCGUUUACGUGAAAGAAGUCUCGCCAUCGACUUCGGCCACCUACAGAAAUGAUGAUCUGGUAGCAGCAGCGAUGUAUAAUUUGCAGAGAACCGGAUACGAGAAUAAUACGAAUGAAUUUGCCAGACCUGUCGUCGCUCCAGCAGGUUGUGAUAUCAAUACCAUGAAUGGCAACAAGAGAAAUUUUACAGCAGCCGAUGCUUAUGUGACUGCUGCUAGUUACGCUUUGGGUAACGAAGAUUUUAAAACUAAUCCCGGUACAGUUGCUAGACCUUAUAAUCCUCCUGGUCAGCCUCCCGGUAACCAUUCUAUAGCCACUGGCAAACACAUGACGUGGUUGUAAUGUAUUUGUGUUCGACCUUUUUAUUUCUUUUUGCGGUUUGAUUAAUUUUUUUAUUGUAUCUCUUUUCCACGUCUGAGUGUAUUUAUUUCAUUUUUUCAAGUAUAAAAGCAUAUUGUAUGUACAGAAAACUCGAUUAUUUUGUUUUAAAGUAUGUUCUUGAAAAAUUUCGACUACAAUACAGUUGUUUGUUUUUUUACUGAAGAAAGUUUUAAUUUGUU
Planococcus citri (citrus mealybug) is the source of this 4949-nucleotide messenger RNA. RefSeq names its product zinc finger protein 62-like. The record is from RefSeq and is a predicted model, not a curated record. Gene Ontology annotation, biological process: regulation of transcription by RNA polymerase II. Gene Ontology annotation, molecular function: RNA polymerase II cis-regulatory region sequence-specific DNA binding; zinc ion binding; DNA-binding transcription activator activity, RNA polymerase II-specific. The coding region runs from base 1090 to 4731 and encodes 1213 amino acids. NCBI's taxonomy places the organism in Eukaryota, Metazoa, Arthropoda, Insecta, Hemiptera, Pseudococcidae. The transcript has 6 exons. Gene Ontology annotation, cellular component: nucleus.